This is a messenger RNA of Ctenocephalides felis (cat flea), 657 nucleotides long. RefSeq lists its product as uncharacterized. Gene Ontology annotation, biological process: mitochondrial respiratory chain complex I assembly. NCBI's taxonomy places the organism in Eukaryota, Metazoa, Arthropoda, Insecta, Siphonaptera, Pulicidae. The transcript has 3 exons. The record is from RefSeq and is a predicted model, not a curated record. Bases 84 to 593 code for a protein of 169 amino acids.
CACUAAGCGAUGUUCCUUUUAAAUUUUACAUAAUAGAAUCAGCUGUCACUUAUCUUGGUUACAUUAUUCUGUAUAUUUUCAAGAUGCUUCAAUAUAAAUAUUAUGAUACGCCAGAUGGCCAAGAUUUAAUAAAAAAAUUAUUUAUAACUGGAAAAUAUGCUACUUUAACUGGCUUAGGCAUCUCAUCAUUAGAUGUGCUUCUUUAUUCAAAGCCUAAAGGGUAUUUGGAAGCAUUAGGAAGAUAUGCAACAGUUACGGGGCCUCUUGUGGGAAUGGCUGCUGUUUUUACAAUUGGUACCUAUGUAGCUACCAAUGUUCGUGAAAAAGAUGACUAUAAGAAUUAUGUAGUUGGGGCCACUUCAGCUGGUUGUCUAUGGGGCGCUUUACGCAGAAGCUAUAUUACAGCAGUAUUCAGUUCUUUAGCGUUUUCACUAGCUGGUGUUAUCAAGAAAAAGGCAAUAGAGAAUGAUUAUACAUUAUUUCCUCCACCUAAGAGACAUUUUGUUGGUUCAUUGUGGAGCCAAAAGCACGAUUUUACUAUCUUAAAAGAUCGCCCAAAGGGUUGGACCACAGGGGAAAAUGAUAAAGCAUAAAUAUUUUGAAUGGCACAUUCAUAUUAAUAAAUUUAUAUGAUGUAUAUAUACACUAGAAAUAGAU